Aphanomyces astaci is the source of this 1656-nucleotide messenger RNA. RefSeq lists its product as hypothetical. The transcript has 8 exons. Gene Ontology annotation, biological process: magnesium ion transport. Lineage: Eukaryota; Oomycota; Saprolegniomycetes; Saprolegniales; Verrucalvaceae. The coding region runs from base 30 to 950 and encodes 306 amino acids. Gene Ontology annotation, molecular function: magnesium ion transmembrane transporter activity. The record is from RefSeq and is a predicted model, not a curated record.
GUUUCUGCGCUGAAGAUAUCCAAGAAGGCAUGGCGAAGUCGAGAUUGGUCGACACCGAUAUGACCAAGUACGGAUCGUGCAACACUAGUGAGCCGCCGAAUUGGGUGUUUGGUCAAUUUGGCACCCCAACGAAGGCAUUGAUCGAGCACGACUUCUGCACGAGCCACGAACAUGGAUUGCUUUUGGGCCUCGAUGCACUGAACUCCAAGAGAAUGGUGCUCAAGUUCGACACCUCUGGCAAGAUGGAAUACGUUGAGAUGGCGCGAUCCGACGUGUUGAAGGUGGUGCAAGACGCCACACGACCAGACAAGGACCAUCGAAAGGCACCAUCGCAUCGAAAUGCAUCGGUUGCACCCACAUCCCACAUGACGAGUGGGCAACGGUUGCGGCGGCGAGCUAGCUUCAGUCAAUUGCCCGUGAAUGCCGAAGUUCAGGCAUUGCAUAUGCGCGACCUGCGGAACCUCGAUGACAACAUGGACAACGCCACGUCCAUCACGAUUCGGAGACAAGUCAUUUUGGUCCAUUGCGGUCCAUUGCGUUGCGUGGUCAUGCGCAAUGCGUUGCUCAUGUUCGUUCCCACGGGAGCCGACACGUUGAUCCAGAUCUUACGCGACAAGGUCGCUCAAUGCUGCGCUGAGGACGACGACAUCGCGUUUGAAUUCCGGGCACUCGAGGCCAUUUUCUACACGCUGUGCAAACUGCUCAGUGGUGACUGCGAGAAGCUCGUGGACAAGGUAUCGCUGGCGUUGACGCGACUGUCCAGCGCGUCGUUUGCGUCGGGGGAGUUGGAAACGCUGACGAUCCUCAAGAACAAAGUGCACGAGUUUGAGUCGCAGAUCUUGGACACUCGGCGAAUUCUCAUGGAGUUGCUCGACAACGACCAAGACAUGCGAUUGCUCUACUUGUCCAAGGUACGGUCGUUGCCAUCACGUGUGUCAGUUCGUUCGUGAUGCUGGUGGUAGCUGUACCACAACCCGACGAUCGUCGCAGACUCGAUGGGGCUGGACGUGGAAGAAGCGGAAGCACUCGUGGAGGCGUAUCUGCUUGUAAGAGGAGUUGAUGGAGUCGAGACUGUUGUUGAGAUCGACGGAUGGUGUGGCGUAUGUCCCGUAGGACAUUCACGCGAUGCGCACCAAGGUGGGGCUGCUUCAAACGCGCAUGGUCAACACGGAAAACAUUGUGAUGCUGAAACUCGACUCGGUCCGCAACGCCCUGCUCUCGAUCGACACGAUCUUUGGCAUGGUGAUGCUCGCGAUGAACUUGGCCAUGUUCGUGUCGAGUGCGUUUGGCAUGAACCUCGUGUCUGGCUACGAAACGCAGCCGCAUCUGUUCUGGGCCGUCUUGGGCGUGUCCACGACCGCCGCGGGGGUCCUCAUUUAUGUGGGCAUUCGAUACUUCAAAACCAAAGGUGUGAUCUUGUUAUAACAACCGCGCGACGAAGAACGACGGCAACACCAACCGCCCGAUCUGGUCGCGCACCACGUCGUCGAGAACGUCCGUACGAAACGAGUCCAAAAGUGUCAACCGAUCACACGUCACAGCCAGGGUGUGCGUUGGAUGGGUAGCAUACACGACCACUAAAUAGUGUGAACAUCGACUUCCACGAAGAUGGUUGGAUGGAAUGAAUGAAUCUAGAUACGUACACAUGCGCGCCAG